This is a messenger RNA of Bombina bombina (fire-bellied toad), 1542 nucleotides long. RefSeq names its product meiosis specific with OB-fold (gene MEIOB). The record is from RefSeq and is a predicted model, not a curated record. Gene Ontology annotation, biological process: resolution of meiotic recombination intermediates. Gene Ontology annotation, molecular function: single-stranded DNA 3'-5' DNA exonuclease activity; single-stranded DNA binding. The transcript is spliced from 13 exons. NCBI's taxonomy places the organism in Eukaryota, Metazoa, Chordata, Amphibia, Anura, Bombinatoridae. Bases 1 to 1542 code for a protein of 513 amino acids.
AUGCGCCAUGUGCUUGCUGUUGCUAUGGAUGACACCAGCAGAGCUUUUACCAGCCACACAGAUAGUGAAGAGCAGAAAGCAAUGAUUGAUAGAAAGCGUGUAUAUGGGUGGGGCAUGGGGGAAUUAUUGAAUAGGCUAGCUGUGCUUAUGAUAAUUAAGAAUGAAAAAGGUUUUAGAAUGGCAUAUUCCACGUUUGAUCAGGGACUUGUCAGUAUUUCCGAACUGCACCCUAAUCUUUCUCGCCCAGUGGAUAUUGGGUUAGAGAGAUACACAUUCAGUUUUACAAUAAGAGAUGCUCCAACAUCGUUUAUAAAUGCAUCUUCCUGGGGAAGAGAGGAAUACAUAAAGUCUCUUUCUGCCAGUUUCCGUGUUGGAGAUUGUGUUAGAAUUGAAAAUCCACUUGUACAAACAAAAGAUGUUGAGCGAGAAGAAAAAUUUAAUCCUUCAACACCGAGUUAUUACAGGUUGCUAAUUAGCGAAGUUCAUUCCGUAGUCAGUGUUUGCUCCCAAUAUGAAGUGAACAACACUCUCCUGUCUCUAUUGCAUCUUCCUACCAAAGACUCACAAGAUUACUACUCAUUGGGUGACAUUGUGGCGAAUGGGCAAAGUCUCAAUGGGAAAAUUAUUAAUGUUCUUGCAGCAGUAAGAUCGGUUGGCGAAACCAAAUGUUUUACUACUUCCGACAAGAGAAGAGGUCAGAGAUGUGAAGUAAAACUGUUUGAUGAAAUUAUUUCCUCAUUUGGGAUGAUAUGCUGGGACAAUGAAGCCAUCCAAGUAGCACAAACCUGGGUACCGUGUGAAACAGUAAUUUUCGCAUCUGAUGUACGAAUAAAUUAUGAUACCUUCCGAAAUUCUAUGGUGGCAACUGUAAUAUCAAAAACUAUAUUCACAACAAAUCCAGAAACUCCAGAAGCACAAGCACUGUUGAGAUAUGCACAAGACUGCACAGAAUCUGGAGCCUUUUUUGAUGAAAAUGAGGAAUUGUCCAAAGAGUCCAUAAAUUUGGAGUCUAUAAAAGAUGUGUACACAGUCCAGCAAAUAAAAGAGAGAGCGUCACAUGGUUUAGAAAAAAACAACCCUUUAUAUGGCAUUGUUUUUGCGUAUGUUUCUUCACUGAAUAUUGAUACAAGUGUUAGCAAAAUUAUACGAAAUAGAUGUUCUCGAUGUCAUUACGUAGUGACCGAUCCAUCGGGGAUGUGCACAUAUACGUUCUGCAAUGAAAUGUCUACUGAUCCUAAAUCUGUUGUAACAAGCUUUGAUAUUAUACUGGAUAUCACUGAUCACACUGGAACUUUAACUUGUAACCUCUCUGGUAAUGUAGCCGAGGAAAUGCUAUCAUGCACGGUAGAUGAAUUUGUAAAUUUAACAGAAAAUCAGAAAACCACUUUGAAAUGGACUUUCCUGUUGGAACGCUGUAAAAUCUAUUUAAAGAUUGUGUUAGCGACUAAUUCAAGAACUGGAAUGAGAAUAAGUAUACUCUCCUGCAAACUGGCUGACCCCACGGAAGCAUGUAAACAUUUAUCCACCAAAGAAAAGUUAUAA